UUCUACUUACACAAUCGGUUAGUUUCAGUUACUUUCUCAAACGCGGAAGAAGAAACUCUUCGGUUCAGGUAAAAGUAAAAGAGCUUUUAUGUCUGAUAGACAAGUUUUUAAUCUGUUUUCUAGCUGUCUAACUCUCUCUCUCUAUCUUUCAAAGUGUCUAUCUUAGGUGUCACAGGAACAAUUGUAUUUAGCGAGUUUUAAAACACAUAGCAUCGUUGUUCAUUUUCUUUCAAACACAAAUAGUCGUGUUUAUCUCUCGGUGUCUAAAAUAAAAUGGCAGAAGCUAAUGUUUUUUGGGCUAAGAAUCAGUUCAGCUGUUCAGUGUGUCUGGGUCUCCUGAAGGAGCCAGUGACCAUCCCCUGCGGACACAGUUACUGUAUGAACUGCAUUACUGACUGCUGGAAUCAAGAUGAGCAGAGGAGAGUUUACAGCUGCCCUCAGUGCAGACAGACCUUCACUCCAAGACCUGCUUUAAACAAGAACGUGGUGUUUGCUGAAAUUGUGGAGAAACUGAAGAUGACAAGAGUCCAAAACGUUGAUCCUGCUCCAAGUUAUGCUGGACCUGGAGAUGUGGAGUGUGAUGUUUGUACUGGGAUGAAGUACAAAGCUGUUAAGUCCUGUCUGAUGUGUCUGAACUCUUAUUGUCAAACUCACCUUGAACAACAUAACGGUUUCUUUAAAGAUAAGAGACAUCAUUUAAUCAAUGCCACUGGACGACUGAGAGAGAUGACCUGCCCUAAACAUGACCGAUUGCUGGAGGUUUACUGUCGGACUGACCAGAAGUGCAUUUGUUUAUUGUGUACGAUGGAUGAACACAAAAAUCAUGACACUGUUUCAGCUGAAGCAGAGAGAGCUGAGAAACAGAAACCCUUGGGGGGUGUUCAAAGAAAAUUUGAUCUUAGAAUCAAGAGAAAACAGAAGCUGCUAUAUCAGCUAAAAGAGGCUGUGGAGACUCAUAAGAGCUCUGCUCAGAAAGCAGUGGAGGACAGUGAGAGGAUCUUCAGUGAACUCAUCCAGUCCAUUGAGAGAAGACGAUCUGAGGUCACACAGAUGAUCAGAGAUCGAGAAAAGACUGAAGUGAGUCGAGCUGAAGGACUCUUGAAGAAACUGGAGGAGGAGAUUGAAGAUCUGAAGAGGAGAAACACUGAGCUGGAGCAGCUUUCACACACUGAUGAUCACAUACAUUUCCUACAGAGUAUCCCGGUUCUCUCUGUUCCUCCUGCAUCCUCAGACAUCAGUGUCAGUUCUCUCCACUCAUAUGAUGAUGUGGGUAAAUCCAUCUCAGAGCUAAGAGAGAAACUUGAGGACCUUUGCAAAGAGGACAUACAACAAAUAUUUGGUAAAGUUACAUACAUGGAAAUUGUUGCCUCAUCUGGACUCAAAACAAGAGAUGAAUUCUUGCAAUAUUCGUGUCAUCUCACCCUGGAUUUAAACACUGCACAUAAAUAUCUCCGUCUGUCUGAAGGAAACAGAGUGGCUACUUUUAUUGGAGCUGACCAGAGUUACCCGGCUCACCCGGACAGAUUUCAUGACUUUUCCCAGGUGUUGUGCAGAGAGAGUGUGUGUGGACGCUGUUAUUGGGAGGUGGAGUGGAGCGGGGAGGCUGGAGUGGGAAUAUCAGUCUCAUAUAAGAGCAUCAGAAGAAAAGAAGAGACUAAUGAUUCCGUGUUUGGAUACAAUGGUCAGUCCUGGAGAUUGUCCUGCUCUAACUCCAGCUAUAAAUUCAGACACAAUAGCAAUGUUGUUGAUCUCCCUGUAUCUUCCAAAUCCUCUAAAAUAGGAGUGUAUGUGGAUCACAGAGCAGGAAUUCUGUCCUUCUUCAGUGUCUCUGACACAAUGAGCCUCAUCCACAGAGUCCAGACAACAUUCACUCAACCGCUCUACCCUGGGUUUGGGAUUAAUUUUGGAUCAACAAUAAAACUUCUAUUGUUGAAGUCCUUAUGAACUAUAAGAUAAUUUAUACAUCCUCAUGAAAAAUGCAGAUAGGAAAUGUGGUAAACAGCUUCCUCUAUCUUUCUGGUGAUUAUCAUUUUAAUCCACACACACACUAUUUUUUCUUUAUAUUAAAUUAGUCUAAUAUACUCAUUAAAUAUCUCCCAUAACACACUGUGCAGGUCUGUGUCCAGGGCACAAUACAAGGGAACCCUAUUGGAUUUCUUUUCCUUUUGUUGUAAUUGUAAUUAAACACAAUCCCGUAGGAGCUACUGAUGCGUAGACACAGUUCACACAACCCAUACAAGCAAUAGAGCUGUUUCUUCUUUAAGAAGAGAAGUGUUGUUUCUCCUUUAAGAGAAGGAGGUUUGGAGUUUUGUGAGUUUUGAAAUUGAGUGAUACCUGCCUCUGUGCAUUUUUGUUAGCACAACAUCUAUAAUCCAGUGAAUGUGUAAGAAUUAGGUGCGUAUAAUGUCUUAGCUGUGUAUUGAAUAUAAAUGUGAUGUCUAAACAUUCCAAAAUAA
Danio rerio (zebrafish) is the source of this 2456-nucleotide messenger RNA. The record is from RefSeq and is a predicted model, not a curated record. NCBI's taxonomy places the organism in Eukaryota, Metazoa, Chordata, Actinopteri, Cypriniformes, Danionidae.